AGAGGGUCAUCCAAGACCUAAGGAAGAUAGAGAAGCAGAGUGGAAGCCGUACCACAAAAAAGAGACAAUCUGAAAGUCAAAGCCAAAAAAGGCACAAGGACCCAUCAGAGGCAGCUGAAGCCAGCCUGGUUAGACGCUCAGCUGCUAAACGAACGUCCCCAUGGGCUUCCAGGAGCCAUGGUUGUACAGUUGUCUCCUUUGGGCCACAGUGGCCAUCCUGCUGGUCCCUCCAGUGGUGACCCAGGAGCUGAGAGGGACUGGGCUGGGCCUCGGCAACUGGAACAACAACGCAGGUAUCCCUGGGUCCUCAGAGGACCUAUCAACUGAGUAUGGUCACCACAUCCACAGCCACGGGGCCUAUCAAGGUGAGAAGGACAGACACCACAGAGAAGAAGAUGAAGACUUCUCCAGGGAAUAUGGCCACCAAGUCCAAGACCACAGGUACCCUGGCCAUGAAGUUGGGGAGGAGAAUGUCUCAGAAGAGGUCUUCAGAGGGCAUGUUAGACAGCUCCAUGGGCACCACAAACCUAACAGUGAAGAUUUAGGGGACUCAGCAGAGAGCCACUUCCCCAGACAGCAGAGCCACAACCGUGAAGAAGAGGACGGCGUUGUCUCCGGUGAGGAUCACCGUCACAUCCCCAGGCAUGACCACCAUGGCAACGAAGAGGAGGAUGAUGAUGGAGAGGAGGAGGAGAGGGUGGGAGUGAUGGAGAACUCUGAUGAUAAGCACCAGGCCCACGGCCACCACAGCCACUCAAAAGAAAGAGAUGGACUCCAUCAUGCCCACAGCCACAGGCACCAAGGGCACCAUGAUGAAGAUGAUGAUGAUGAAGAUGGUGUCUCCACUGAGGGUGAACACCAAGCUCACAGAUAUCAAGACCAUGAUGAGGAAGACGAUGAUGACUCAGAUGAAGAGAGUCAUGCCCACAGACUUCAAGGCCAAGAAGAUGAAAAUGAUGAUGAAGAUGGUGACUCCAGUGAAAAUGGACACCAGACCCAGGACCACCAAGGCCAUAAAGAACAAGAUGAUGAUGACGAUGAAGAAGAAGAAGAAGAAGAAGAAGAAGAAGAAGAAGAAGAAGAAGAAGAAGAAGAAGAAGAAGAAGACGAUGACGACGACUCCACUGAGCACAGGCACAGGCACCAGACCCAAGGCCACAGGAAGGGAAAAGAUGAGGAUGAGUCAGAUGAAGAUGAUCAUGUCACCCGGCAUGGCCGCCGAGGCCAUGAAGAUGAAGAUGAUGACGAUGACGAUGACGAUGACGAUGAUGACGACAAUGAUGGUGGCUCUACUGAGAAUGUGCACCAAGCCCACAGACACAGAGGCCAUGAGCACGAAGACGAUGGGGAUGACUCAGAAGAAGACUACCAUCAUGUCCCCAGCCAUGGUCACCAAAGCCAUCAAAAUGAGGAAGAGGAAGAUGAGGCUGUCUCCACUGAACACUGGCACCAGUCUCCUAGACAUGCUCACCAUGAUCUUGGACGUGAGAAUCAAGAAGAGGCAACAGUCAAGUACAGCCGCCAUGUUGCAAGCCAUCGACCCCAAGGCCACAGUGCGGAGGAGGACUCUCUAGAAGACUCUACCAAUGAAGUCCCUGGACAUCACCACCACAGAGUCUCCAGGGAUGGCGACGAAGACAUUUCUACUGAGUUUGGCCACAAGGCCCCCAGACACAGGCUACAAGAUCAAGAUGAAUGGACCAGGCAGGGUCACGGAAAAUCUGUCCAGGAAGACAUUGGUCAUCAGCCCCUGCAGCCCACAGGUCCUGGUUCUGGAGAAUCAAGGAAGGAAGAUGACCACAGCUCUCAAGAGGGAGAUGAGGACUUAAAGCAGAGACAAGAAGCCCACAGUGAGGAGGAGGAGGAGGAAGAGGAGGGCCAUGGCCUCCCCAUGAGCCUGGAAGAUGAAGAGGAGGAAGAAAAAGAUAAGAAAGAGAGCAAGGGAGACAGGGCUGCAGUUUCGGCUCCACUGAGUCAUCACAGGAAGCAUGAUGAUGAUGAUGACGGCGACGGUGAUGAUGAUGAUGACGACAAUGACGACGAUGAUGAGAUCCUGGAGGAAAACCUGCUACCUUUCACCAUUAUCCCAAACCCACUGGCUGGGAGGGAGGUGGCCAGAGAAGGUUCCAGUGAGGAGGAGAGCCGCGAGGUCACAGGUCAGCAGGAUGCCCAGGAGUAUGAGAACUACCAGCCAGGGUCCCUGUGUGGCUACUGUUCUUUCUGCAACCGAUGUAGUGAAUGUGAAAGCUGCCACUGUGAUGAGGAGAACAUGGGGGAACACUGUGACCAGUGUCAGCACUGCCAAUUCUGCUACCUCUGCCCGCUGGUCUGUGACACACUCUGCACUCCAGGAAGCUACGUUGACUAUUUCUCCUCCUCUGUGUAUCAAGCUGUGGCUGACAUGCUGGAGACGCAAGAGCCCUGAUCUGGCCACCUGGCAAGAGCCGCAUUUAUUUCUCUGAAUAAAUGUGCUCCUAGAAACAUCA
Molecule: messenger RNA, 2486 nt
Organism: Rattus norvegicus (Norway rat)
Lineage: Eukaryota; Metazoa; Chordata; Mammalia; Rodentia; Muridae
Gene: Hrc
Product: histidine rich calcium binding protein
Exons: 6
Coding region: 161-2425 (754 amino acids)
Molecular function (GO): calcium ion binding
Source: RefSeq, marked validated